CACACACGGAUCCCCUCUCUGGCAGUGGUUUGCUCCUCACUCCAGCUGAUCGGCCCAGGAUUCCCCGGUGCUUCUGUCCGUUGUUGGCUUUGACGGCUCCAGUGUCUAAACGCCGAUUUACACGGUUUUAAUUACACGAAGUCAGUGGCCGCUCGUGUCGGCAAAUCGUUUCUCAUCUAGUGAAACUCUGAAGGAUAAUCUGGCCAGCGUAUUGACUCAGUACUUGUCAAAGACAGGGGAUCUAAACGAGGCCCUCCAUCCCCGGAUUCACCUGCUACGCGGAGAGCCUCACACGGAAUACCGACAUGGGGGACACGGGCAGCGAGGGCAGCAAGCCUCCGAGUAACGUUAACGUUAUACCCCCGCGCUGCCCCUGUGGUUUCUGGGGGUCAAGCAAAACUAUGAAUCUCUGCUCAAAAUGUUUUGCAGACAUUCAGAAGAAACAGCCAGGCGAUGAUUGUACGCCAAAGGCUUCCUCCAGUGCCAGCAGCAGCCAAGCAGACAUUUUCUGUAAUGAAACAAAUAGUAACAUUAGUCAGUCACUGGUGUCAGUGCCUAAUGCACCAGAAGACCCUUCGCCAGGAGAGAUGGGAGCAUCAUCUAUACCUGCUCAGGAUGUAUCCAGCUCAGAUGCAGUCUUCAGUUCAUUCUCCACUCCUACGAAACGCUCCUUUGAGUCAGCCUCGGAGUCAGAAAGCGACGCUUCACCCGAGAAGCGAGCGAGAGUGGGUGAGGUGCCAGAGAUUGAGGAGGCUUCAUCAUCAUCGUCAUCUUUUUCAGCAUCAUCAUCAUCAUCAUCAUCACCAUCUUCGUCUCGCAGCGGCACUAAACAAAGGAGCCGCAAACGUUGCCAUCGCUGCCAAACCAAACUGGAGCUGGUACAGCAAGAGCUGGGUUCCUGUCGCUGUGGUUAUGUCUUCUGUAUGCUCCACCGGCUGCCAGAGCAGCACGAGUGUCUGUUUGACCACCUGGGUCGUGGUCGUCAGGAGGCUGUCCUAAAGAUGGUCAAGCUCGACCGCAAGGUGGGCCGCUCAUGCCAGCGCAUCGGAGAAGAGUGCUCCUGAGCGGCUUUUCCCUCUGAAGAGUCUCGAUGUUCAUAUGGUGUCUUAGCACUAACAGGGAUUAGAUUUUUUUUUUUUUUUUUUGCUCUUCUCAUUUUGUUUUUCAAGAUUUUUGCGGCUUUUUGGAUACAAACCUCCACUCUUUUCUUUUAAAUUAUGCCGUUCUUUUUGAGAUUCUACUGCUACCCAUGUACCUGUUUGUUUUCUGCUUCUGUUGGCUACAUCAUAUCCCUGCUGCUAAGAUGCCUUUUGGGAAAAUCCAAACCCAGGAAUGACAGAACAAUAAAAAAGAAAGGCAAUAUACAGUUUCUUCACUUUUUUUGCAAGCUCCUGACUACACAAGUGUGAGCAGAGUAAGUAUGACUAAAAGGAUGCAGAGAAGAAAUGCAAUGCUUUGGAAGCCAGUUUAAGACAGUACUCUUUACCUCAAAAAUUAAAAACAAAACAAAAAAAAAACAAAGCAAAAUAAAGAAAUGACAAAGAGGAGGAGGACGGGAUGGUUACCUUUUGUGUACAAUUCUGCUUUGGCGAUCUUUAUAGACUGUGCUCUUUACCUCAAAAUCAGACAGAGCUGCUUUGUAUUCUGCGCCAAUCAUAGACUUGGUGAAGCAAACUGAGUUAGCCAGCCUCAGUUAAAGUCAGUGUCUUAACCCCCCGGCCAUUCUCUGCCCCUAAUACUACUAAGCUUUUAGAAAGACAAACACCUAUUGAUCAUCCCCCUCAGGUUAUCAGGAUAUCCAGGCUCAAUCAUCACCCCUCCUGCCACCAACUUGCAUUCUUCUGUUUUCCUCCACGGGACACCUUCUACUCCUUUAUUUGUUCAUUUUAAAAUUGUGCUGAAGAUGUUUCAGAUUUGUUUAGGAGGCCAUUGUGGACGAUGAAACUGGAGUGCAGUCCAACAUUAUGCAGGUGCGAAUGACCUGGUUGUUCUUGGAUUGCACACACAACUGUCUUCAACUUUUGGAUUUGAUAGAUCAAGACUUAAUUUGUGUGGGGAUUUUCCCUCUCUUCUUCUUAUCGCUCUUCUUAUUCUCCUCUGUCCUCCCACACAUAACAUGUCCUCCUCACACCCACAGGUCUCUUUUUGGGAGCGUGUGGAUUAUGUGUGCUGGAUGUGUACGAACAUCAGGAAGAGAACAUGUAUGGGACAUGAUGUAUAUUCAUGUGUGCGUAGGAUUUAUGACUGGACCUGAAAGUGUCUACAUCUACAUGUCCACACAUCACUAUACUUUUGCAAAUAUACACUUAUAUGUUAUUUUAUGUGCUUAGCAUUUCACAAGCAGGUGAAAUCAGACAUUGCCACAAACAUCGAGUUUGGACUGAAGCUGAGGUGGCAGCGUGUCACUUAGAGGUUCCUGUUAAAGAUGGUUGAAGGUUGUUACAGUUCAGGUUUCUCAUAAUGUCUUAGGCCUUCAUUUCAAUUAUGCACAUUUCUGUGGUGAUGUUUGGCACCAGUUUUGAUCCAAGACUUCUUAUUGUUUGGUUUUCACUUCUUUUACCAGUACUAUAAUAUCCCUCCUUCUAUCAAAGCCCCGUGUUUUCAUAUCUAGUUGGUAUGAUGAGCUCAUGUGCGUUCUCCUCCUCCUGACUUUCAUUUUGUUUUCUCAUUUUUCCCCUUAUUGAUUGCUCUACCCCCCCCCCCCCCCCACCAACACACACAGAAACAAACACACCUCCCUUGUUGUAGAUGAGGGUAAGCACUUCUUAAAGUUAAAAUCAGCAAAUAAUUACUUUCCAAAUGUUUUCCUGGUGGACUGUGGGAAAGAUGAACAGAAAUGCAUUAUGAAUGAAUAUUCUGUAUCUUAAACCUUAUUUAACCCCUUUCUGCGUUUCACUUACACUUAAGCGUAGAGCAGCUUUUUUGGUUGUAAUGUGGUCAUGAAAUGGGAAAAUGAAUGUGGAAAAUUCUGUAUUUUUGUUUCAGUUUCUUUAAUUCUUGCUUCCCCUUUCCAGCUUUUUCUUUUACUGAGAAAGAAUAAACUGGAUUAGACAAAGUGUGAA
This is a messenger RNA of Scatophagus argus, 3062 nucleotides long. RefSeq names its product AN1-type zinc finger protein 3-like. The transcript has 6 exons. Bases 306 to 1064 code for a protein of 252 amino acids. The record is from RefSeq and is a predicted model, not a curated record. Lineage: Eukaryota; Metazoa; Chordata; Actinopteri; Scatophagidae. Gene Ontology annotation, molecular function: zinc ion binding; DNA binding.